Molecule: messenger RNA, 957 nt
Organism: Heterostelium album PN500
Lineage: Eukaryota; Evosea; Eumycetozoa; Acytosteliales; Acytosteliaceae
Gene: dwwA
Product: WW domain-containing protein
Exons: 4
Coding region: 1-957 (318 amino acids)
Biological process (GO): regulation of cell population proliferation; hippo signaling; apoptotic process
Molecular function (GO): protein binding; molecular adaptor activity
Source: RefSeq, a predicted model, not a curated record
AUGAGUAAAAAUCAACAAAAUGGUGAUUUCGACCAGUUCAAACAAUGCAAGACCGAUGUUGUAACCUCUUCACGUGAGGGUUCCAUUCAGUGGAAGGAACGUUUCGAUUUCCAUAAAAACAAUAUUAUUUCAACACAAAAGAUUCAAGGAUCUUCUUGUCCGACAUGGGCUGGACUUACACCGAUUAGUCAGGUGAUUUCACUCAAGGAUUUCGUCGACAGUCAGUUGCAUUUCGAAUUGAAGGAAUCGCGUUCUCUCAAGAAUGUUACACAAGCACAGAUCAAGAUACCCGUAAAGAGUAUAUUUUCAUUUAUCGAGGGUGAUAUCAAGUUGAUCAAGACGUUCCUACUCGAUAUGGAUAACAACAAAGUUGCAGACAUCCAAAUCAAAUUGCAAUUCAACGAUAUUCCUCAGUUGGCACAACUCAGAGACGGUCUACACAAAGAGACCGGUAUAGUCAACGCCCAAGCAUUCUUCUCUGGUGUACCACUACCAAAGUUGUUAGGUGAUCAAACCAAAUCAUCACCUGAUUUAACUAUAAAAUUACCGGAUGGUUGGGAAGCAAGAGUAGAUCAAUUCGGUAGAACUUACUAUAUAGAUCAUAAUACUAAACAAACUACUUGGCAAAAUCCAGUUUCGGGGAACGCGAUUGAAAAGCGUGGACAGCUUGGAGGAAGUGGUGGACAGCUUGGAGGUAGCGGUGGUGUUGCUGGCGAGCAGCAGAAACGCGAGAAAGCGGCUGUCUUGAUUCAACGUACCUUUAGAAAACACAGAAAAGAUCACUACAGCAAAACCAUUCGUGGAAAGAACAACGGUAGACAACCGAACCAAAGACCACAACUUCCACCCGGUUGGGAGUGUCGUAUCGAUGAUCACGGUCGUAUCUACUAUCUCGAUCACAACAACCGUGUCUCAUCAUGGACACCUCCACCACCUUCAUUAAUAACACCAGUAUAA